GUAGCCAGAGAAAUGGAGAUCUAGAUCAGAGCUGUAACUAGGCUACUUGGAUUUCUUAGCUAAAGGAACAAAUGUCAUUGCAGAAUGACAUCGACUCUGUCUAAAUUCAUUAUCAAGACCCUGUGCGACAACCAGGGGUGUUUGGAAUUCGGGAAAUUAGAAGAUCAGCUCGCACAGAAAUUCACGGUUGCGGAUUCGGUCCUGCGCACUGUGCUCUUUGACGAUGGUAAAAUAGCCAUUAAAGAAAGCAGAAAGACGGGAAGUAAAAUAAUCAGCCCGGAUAGUCUGGUAGUGGCUAAAACCAAUCUGCGGCUCUGUCAGAAAAAAGCUGGAGAGUGUCCGCAGUGCGAUGGGUUACACCUGUGCAAGUAUUUUGUUUGCGGAGAGUGCACCUUCGGAGGGAAGUGUAAGAAUCCACACAGUGUGGCAUUUCCAUACAAUGCAGAGCUUUUGAAGAAAUACAGUCUUCAUGAUUUCACAGAGAAACAGCUGUUCCAGCUGUUACUGCAGAAUGAUCCUUAUCUGCUUCCUGAGAUAUGCUCACAUUACAACAAGGGCAACGGUCAGCACGGCUCAUGUAAAUUCACCACCUCGUGCACAAAGCUCCAUGUCUGCCAGCAUUUUUUCCAGGGUGACUGCAAAUUUGGCUCUUCGUGCAAAAGAAAGCAUGGCCUCGAUGAACAUGCGAUGAAGCUCUUCCGAGGAUUCGGUCGUGAGAAUAUUGAAAACCUUCACAAGAUCUACAGAAAUAAAUGUAUCAUCAUGGGUCAACAGGAGAGGCAGGCUACUGGUGUCACUGUGCUAACAGAGGUAAGACCCCCAACUCAGCAGCCUUCCCAGCAGUCUUCCCACAGCAAUCCUGGAUCCCCAACCAGUUCUGCUUGUCCAUCUAAGCCACCGAGCAAUGCUGACAUGAAUGAAAUCUGCCUCUAUUUCAUUCGCAGACAUUGCGGGUUCAAAGACAAGUGUGCACGUGUCCAUUGGCAUCUACCCUACAGAUGGCAGGUUUUAGACACUGAUGGUGUAACCUGGAAGGACUUGCCCACUAUGGAGGAAAUUGAAAAGGCAUACUGUGACCCAGCAAAAGAGACAAGCUGCAUGGAUCAACCUUCGCCCAGCUUAGGGCUUUUCAGAUUUCUGUCUCUUCAAAGCUCUUCAUCCCCUGUUGAGCAGUCAGUGGACUUCAGGACCAUGAGAUAUGGAAACUCUCCAGUUCGUCGCCUGUCCACUGCCUCCUCUGUCUCGAAGCCCCCUCACUUCAUUCUCACAACACAGUGGGUCUGGUACUGGAAGGACGAUAGUGGGAAAUGGUUGGAAUAUGGAAAGGGUGAUGAGGAAUCAUCAGUGACUUCUGAAACCCUGGAGAAUGUAUACCUUGAAGACAGAGAUACAGAGAUUUCGUUCAGUGCUGGCAAACAGCAAUAUAUUCUUCAUUUCAAAGAUGCGACAGGAAACCAGGCGAUGUAUCAGCAGAAUACAAAAUUCAAAACCAAGCGAGACGUCAGGAGGAGACCUCGCUUUGUGUCUGCUCAUGACAAGGAGGACAAGCUGAAGAGUACGUCAUCAAAGAGCUCCAGCUCCUCCACAGCUGAAAGCAUACCAUCUCACUGGGACAAAAAUGCCAUACCCGAGUUUGGAUACAAGCUAAUACAUCUCUCCCAAUCUGCACCAGAUUACAAUCUGAUUGAGUCUUUAUUUAGACGCACAAUGCCGGUGAAAAAAAUUAACAGCAUCCAAAGGAUCCAGAACCCGUCUCUGUGGAGAGUCUUCCAGUGGCAGAAAGAGCAGAUGAAGGGGAGGAAUGGAGGAGACCCCUCAAUGAUGUAUUUGUUCCACGGGACUGAUGAGUCUCUGAUAGAGGCCAUCUGUGAGCAAAACUUUGACUGGAGGAUGUGUGGGGUCCAUGGCACAGCCUAUGGCAAAGGGAGCUACUUUGCCAGAGAUGCAUCUUACUCUGACAGAUAUGCCAGUGUCAGAGCAACUCCAAAGAAGAUUAUGUUUGUUGCCCUGGUCCUGGUAGGCGAAUACACCAAGGGGAGAAGCACGUACGUUCGCCCGCCGCUAAAAUCAAAUGGAAGAACUCUCUACGAUAGUUGCGUCGACUCUGAGAACAACCCGAGCAUUUACGUUGUCUUUGAAAAACAGCAGAUUUACCCAGAAUACAUUAUCAACUACUCAUAAGUCGCAAUUUGCCUUACCGUUUUCAGACUAGUGAAACUCUGUGGAUGGGAUGUUCUUUAGUUUCGUGGUGGAUUUGAAAGUUUAGAAAAAUGAUUAAAAUAAUUUAAUAGUUAACACAGAUAAUGACAAAAUGUUUAAAAAACGCAAUUAAUGAACACUCCACAGGUUUUCAUUUUACAUUUUGAUUAUUCAGAGCUCAUAUGUAUAAACAGCCUUUAAUUUUAAAUGUACCUUCUUAUUCCUGUGACAUGUUCAGUGACAGUGACUUCUCAUGUCCGUUUUAAAUGCAGCGUCAUGCAAGUUUUUUCAAUUCUGUUACCGUUUGUGCUAGAGACAAAAUUCAACCAGUUUCUGAAAGAGAAGACCAGGUUUAUAAAUACUUGGUGUGUCUCAGAAGCACAAAGCACUCACAAAGUACUGUCGUCUGACCACAGAGAGAAAAUCAGCUUUGCCUAUAUUUAACAUGUGCACUUUACAUUACUGCAAUUCCUCAACUAUUUUGGGCUAAAGAAAAUUCAAAUCGUUCCUAAAAGAUGAGUUAUUUAGUAAUUUUACAGCAAAUGUUCCCAAAAAAAGCCCAGGCUGCCUGCAAGAUACUUUCUCAUUGCAGUUCAAUAAGUCGCAGUCAUCGGCCUUGUGAAAUUGUGGUGAUUUCUCCAAAUCUUCUAAUUUUUUUUAAUCUUAAUGUGUCAGAAGUUGAGAGUGAGAAAGGUUACUAUAAAACUAACAAACUAUUUGAUUAUAGUAUGCAGUAUUUUCAGUAUUGUAAUAUUAUCUUGAUAAAGGACUUGGAGUUGAACUUGAAAUCAUUGUAAUGGUUUUUCUUGAAAUGUAUCAGAAAAUCCUUAUUUUGCACUUGAAACUGUACGCAUUUCCUUUUCCUCAAAUCUCUGCUUUCAUGCUUGAAGUAUAUCCUUAGGCAGAAACGCUUAGCAAAGUACCUCAGUGCAAGCCUUAGCAAGGACAACAGAUGAUCUGGUGUUAAGAUAUGGAACAAAAUUGGAUUGUUUGUUUUGUUGCAAAAUAAACACAUUGCA
Molecule: messenger RNA, 3218 nt
Organism: Pelmatolapia mariae (spotted tilapia)
Lineage: Eukaryota; Metazoa; Chordata; Actinopteri; Cichliformes; Cichlidae
Gene: parp12a
Product: poly (ADP-ribose) polymerase family, member 12a
Exons: 11
Coding region: 85-2181 (698 amino acids)
Cellular component (GO): nucleus
Molecular function (GO): metal ion binding; NAD+ poly-ADP-ribosyltransferase activity; NAD+-protein mono-ADP-ribosyltransferase activity
Source: RefSeq, a predicted model, not a curated record